AUGGAGAGAGCAAAGCUGAUGGAAAAACACAGUGAAGAAAUACGCUUAGCCAACUUGAAGAAAGCUCGACGGAACUCUUCACCAAGACAAAGUAGCCCACGAAGAGAAGUUGAAGUUGCCAGAAGCAGAAAGGAAUAUGUCGAACCAGGUCGCGGAAACGCCGAAUCUCCUUCCGAUGAAACGCCACAACUCGAGUGGUGGGAGAAGAAGCCAACAUGGCAGCAGAAG
Messenger RNA from Strongylus vulgaris, 228 nucleotides. The record is from the annotation of a GenBank genome assembly. Lineage: Eukaryota; Metazoa; Nematoda; Chromadorea; Rhabditida; Strongylidae.